CGACGUUUGUUGUAAUUUUUUAUUUGUUUUCUUCCUUCUCAAAAGCAAGCAAUAACAUUUAGUAUUUGCAUUUUUGAUUAUUUGUUUUUUAAUUACAGCUUCUUCAUUUUCGACGCCAUUUUGCACAAAAUUUGCAGAUUAUCAAAAUGCUAAACAAAACGGUGUCGGAAACAACAUACGAGAUAUUUUUUCACUGCCGACAUGUUAAAACAAUAUUACUAUGUUAUGAAGCACAUAGUGGAAUUGCCCCUCAAUGCAGUAAGUUUUUUCCCUCUGUCUGCCUGACUAUGUAAAUUGUUGCAACAAGGGUAGUCAUGAAUAAAUAAUGUCAUUAAAUACACGGCAUUAUCUGUGUGAGAGUAAUCGUUCAUCUUUCCUGACAUCUGACAUAAGAAAUGGACAUCAGAGUCUUAGUACAAUUGAUUUUAAUGCUGGCAAUCAAUGGGAUCGUUUUCAUUUGUGGGUUGAUUUUAAACUCUCUUGUGGUUUUUUGUUGGUUAAAGUCAUCGCAACUACAAAAGAAAGUAUGUCACUUCACAAUUUGUUUGUUAUCCUGCGUCGACCUGCUGACGAUAGCUACAAACUCUCCAGUUUUGAUCACAGAAUUGAUAUUCUGGAUUGGUAAAAAAGAAUCAAUUUUCAAACUGCGCACUAUUACUCACUUUUUCAAUGUAUUUAUUUCUUUUUCGAUAAGUACCCUGUUGCUUGUUAGUUUUGAGCGAUACUUGGCAGUUUUCCAUCCAAUAUUUCACCACAAAAAAGUAUCGAAGUCAUUACUCAUUAAAUUGCAUUUUGUUUUUCUUUUUAUUUCCACCAUGUUGUUUCUGUUACAUAUAACAAAACAUAUCUUGGCCUCGAAAAUACUUUUUUGUUUACUGUUUAUUUUCCCAUUUAUCUACGUCAACACUAAGCUCCACAUUAUCUCAAAGAAAUAUCGUCGAAAGGUCGUUAAAACAUCCGAAAAUCACAGUAAAAAAGGAAAGUCUUUUAGAAAAUCCAUAUCAACAUGUCUUCUUCUGGUAGCUUGUGUCUCGAUUUGCUUUAUGAUAUCGAUCAUCAGUUAUAUCGUUUUGGCACUUAAAAAAAAUACCGAUUGGGCUCUCAGCUAUACAUGGAUGAAAACAUUUUGGUGUAUCAACAGCACAACUAACUGUUUGGUGAUAUUUUGGCGUAAUAAAAACCUUCGCUCCGAGGCGAGAAAAAUAUUAAAACAAUUGAGCAAUACUUCAAGUUCGUUCUAAUUUACUAUAUAAAGACUUUUCAGAGUCGAUUCUUUACGUACAACUAAAUCUAUAAUAUUGUAGGGAUAAAUGUGUGUUAGAGCUGUAGAAUUGUUGUAUUCUUGCCGUUGUGUAAUGUUAUUGAACAAACAAGCUCCAUGUUUAAUUAUUUGAUAUAUAACUUGUCGUAACUGCAAUUUCAAUAAAACAUAUUAACAUAAGCUAGAUAGUAUGCUUUACAACUCAAAAUAUACAAAAAAAUGUAUACAAACAUAGUUGCAAUUUAAUUUAAAUAAUGUUAAAAAAAGCUUUCAAUUUUAGCUAAAGACAAUUUGCCGUGGAGGAAGAAGAAAGUUUUCAAAACUGGCUCGAUUGAAAGUUGCAGUAAUUAUAUAUACAUUCAUGAAUAAGUAAAUAUGUCAUAAAA
Messenger RNA from Xenia sp. Carnegie-2017, 1647 nucleotides. RefSeq names its product G-protein coupled receptor 39-like. Gene Ontology annotation, molecular function: trace-amine receptor activity. The record is from RefSeq and is a predicted model, not a curated record. Gene Ontology annotation, biological process: G protein-coupled receptor signaling pathway. Gene Ontology annotation, cellular component: membrane. The coding region runs from base 396 to 1241 and encodes 281 amino acids. NCBI's taxonomy places the organism in Eukaryota, Metazoa, Cnidaria, Anthozoa, Malacalcyonacea, Xeniidae. The transcript has a single exon.